UGGGUCGCAGCUGAAGGACGUCUUUCCUCUUCCCGGUGUGAUCAUCUUGUGCGUAACACCACCUUUCUGUCCUUCAGCUAAAAUGUACUACAAGUUCAGCGGAUUUACACAGAAACUGACGGGGUCAUCUCCCUCCACCGCCUACAGCCCGCAGGGGCUGAGGCCGGGUGUGUCAGGAGAGGCCCCACCUAUGAUCUUUGCCACCCCCACGAAGAUUGUGUCUGAGGCUGGGCCUGGAGCUGAGUACAUGGGAAAGAACAGGGUGCCUGAUCUCCAGAGGCUAUUUCAGACAUCGGAUGACAUCCCUGUCCACUUGAAACGAGGCGUCCCUGAUAGGCUUCUAUACCGCACCACCAUGGCGUUGACUGUAGGAGGCGCUUUAUACUGUCUGGUGGCUCUUUACAUCGCUGCCCAACCCAGUAACAAGUGACGGACCUGUCAGCCGGAAUCAACAGAUUACUGACCUUCAUCUAGACCUUCUGCCCAAAGAACGGACCCUGCAGACUCUUGAUACUGAGAAUUUAUAACAGCUACACAGGAGAUAAAUAUGUUGUAUAACUUUGUUCAAAAUCCUUUUAAGUUAAUAAAAUGUACCAGAAAAA
Messenger RNA from Synchiropus splendidus (mandarinfish), 602 nucleotides. It is a transcript of the gene cox7a2l, whose product is annotated as cytochrome c oxidase subunit 7A-related protein, mitochondrial. The record is from RefSeq and is a predicted model, not a curated record. Lineage: Eukaryota; Metazoa; Chordata; Actinopteri; Syngnathiformes; Callionymidae. The transcript is spliced from 3 exons. Bases 83 to 430 code for a protein of 115 amino acids. Gene Ontology annotation, biological process: regulation of oxidative phosphorylation; mitochondrial electron transport, cytochrome c to oxygen; mitochondrial respirasome assembly.